This is a messenger RNA of Boleophthalmus pectinirostris (great blue-spotted mudskipper), 2818 nucleotides long. Its product is annotated as E3 ubiquitin-protein ligase TRIM35-like. NCBI's taxonomy places the organism in Eukaryota, Metazoa, Chordata, Actinopteri, Gobiiformes, Gobiidae. The record is from RefSeq and is a predicted model, not a curated record. Gene Ontology annotation, molecular function: zinc ion binding; protein binding. The coding region runs from base 242 to 1624 and encodes 460 amino acids. The transcript has 3 exons.
CCAGCCCUAAAAAAAACAACUCUGUGUUUAUCAAGAGAGCAAAGAUCAGGAACUGCUCAGUCCAGGUGCAGACGGAGGAAGAAGGAUCCACACCUGAGCGACGCUUUCGGAGCCAAAACAACAACACAAACACGAGAAACACGAGAAAAACGAGAAGAAACAGACUAAGAGUUUGUGGAUCAGCUCUGAGUUUUGUGCGGUGACACAUUUUCUUCGGUCUCAUUGUGGUUUUAGAGACAAAAUGGAUUCCAAGCUGGAGGAGGACCUGACCUGUCCCAUCUGCUACCGGCUCUUCAGGGAUCCUGUGGUUCUGUCGUGCAGCCACAGCUUCUGCGAGGUCUGUCUGCAGGUCUGGUGGAUGGAGAAACCCGUAAGGACGUGCGCGGUUUGUAAGAGAAAGUCCUCGCAGGCCUUUCCUCCGAUCAGCCUGGCCCUGAGGAACCUGGUGCAGACGUUUGAGGAGCACAGGGGGAAGGUACCGUCAGAGCUCCUGUGCGGCCUUCACUCGGAGCAGCUCCGGCUCUUCUGCGUGGACCAUCAGCAGCCGGUGUGUCUGAUCUGCAGAGACUCCAGGACUCACAAAGACCACAGGUUCAGUCCCAUGGAGGAGGCGGCCGAGGACCUGAGAGAACAUCUGAGGACGUCCAUCAAGACUCUGCAGGACAAACUCCAGGUUCUGACGGGGACGAAACAUCAUUUGGAAGACGCGGCGGCUCACAUCAGCGCCCAGGCUCGACAGACGGAGGCACAGAUCCGACAGCAGUUUAAGACGCUGCACCAGUUUCUGCUGGACGAAGAAGACACCAGGAUGAAGGACGUGAGGGAGGAGGAGGAGCAGAAGACCCAGAGCAUGAAGGAGAAGCUGGACGCCGUGAGCAGAGAGCUGGAGACCGCGUCCACGACCAUCAGAGAGGCCGAGGAGCAGCUGAGGGCCACGGACGCCUCCUUCCUGCUGCAGUACAAGUCGACGGCGGAGAGAAUCCGGCGCCACCUGGAGGGCGAGGAGACGAAGAUGGAACGCGGGGCUUUGCUGGACCAGGCCAAACACGUGGGCAACCUGGGCUUUAACAUCUGGAGGAACAUGAAGACCGCGGUGAGGUUCUACCCCGUCAUUCUGGAUCCAAACACGGCGGCGCCCGAACUCGUCCUGUCCGAAGAUCUGAGCUCGGUGAGGAGGGGGACGACGCAGAAGCUCCCGCAGAACCCGGACAGAUGCACAGACCACAACGUGUUCCGGUCUAAAGUGUUUCGGUCGGGGACUCACAGCUGGGACGUGGAGGUCGGGGACAACAAACGAUGGUCCGUGGGCGUGAGCGGACUGGUCCUGAGGGACGGGCGGACCGAGCCCGGAGGUUGGUUUAUAAGUUUCAGUAACGGAGAAUACUCGGCGUGUUCCCACCCGGACCCGGUCACGCCGCUGCCCGUGACCAGUCUGCAGAGGCUCAGGGUGAAGCUGGACUUUAACGAAGGGACGGUGAUUUUCAGCGACCCCGACACAAACGCCGACCUGAGCGUCUUCACGGGCGCCUUCACCGACGGACUCAUCCCGUAUUUGUUCACAGAAGACGACAACAUCCCGCUGAAGAUUUUACCAAAGGACGCCAUCGUGAAGAGGAAAUACUGAAACUUUAAAGGCUGUAUAGAGGAUUUUUUAAGGGAAAAGAAAUACAGCGACAAUCCUUUUACAAAUGUUGUGCAUGCGUGACACCACCUUCCUCCUCCACAGCUCGUUUACAGCCAGUGCGCGUUCAGAAUUACUGUUGAAGUGACCUGUCUAGAAAUUAUUUUUUUAGACAGUUUUUAGACCCUUUGUCUGCUUCAUUCAUGCAAUCGCUGGAAGACACCUCCACGAAUCACCUCAGUUUGGCUUUGCUCCUUUUCCCCUUCUCUUCUUCUUUCAGCGACCUCAAAAACUGACUUUCUUUUGCGGUGAACUGGUCGUGGAUUCUCGUCCGCCAUCGCAACAAACUUUGUGCAAACUGCGAGGAAGUACAGUUUAAAAAAGCCUCUAAGAACCGCUGCAUAAACCACUUAAUCCCCAAGCACUGGCAAGUCAGUUACACUAGGGAGUUUGAUUGACAACCUAACAGCCAAUAGAAAAUGAGGGAGCCUGGUUUUCUAUUGGCUGAUUUUCUCUGGCUUCACUACGUCCACAGUUGAUAGAUUUUCAUUCUUAUUAUAAUUUUUUUUUUUUUUUUGGUCAUAAUAAUUACAAAGCUGCUGCAUCUCUGUAAUGGAAUUUAAACUUUCAUUGACGAUUUGAAACAAACAAAAAAAAUCCUCCAUACAACCUUUAAGAGUAAAGGUAUGCAAAAAUAUUGAACUAUCGAUAUAUCAAACCGUUUAAUGUGAUGAAACAGUAUUGAUAUCGUGGGCUGCUGUAUCGAUAUAUCACCAAGAGUAUUUUUGAUAUAUUUUACUAAAUUAUUUUGUUACAGUUGUACAGUUUUUGAUGCUUGUUUUGAGGAAGGAAACUCAUUUGACAUUUUCACAGUUUUAAAUGUUUGUGUUUCAUAUGAACUUUGCAAAAGAAGUGGUUUAACAAAGUCUUCUAGUGUCACAGCUGUGAUUUAGACUUUAUUUUUUACUGAAGCACAUCAAAUCGAUUUGAAAUUUGAUUUGAAUCAAUUUGAACAGAAAUCGAACAACAUCCCAGCUGCAAUAAGACCAAGUUUACACUGAAACGAACCUGCAUAAAAAAAGCCUUUGUCAGAUAUUUUUCUUGCUUUGGGUGUGCUGUGGUCCAAAGUAAGAAAAAUAUCUGACAAAGGCUUUUUUCUGAAGAAAUGUUAUUUUGAAAAUUAAAAAGCUUUUGGAC